Messenger RNA from Nematocida ausubeli, 177 nucleotides. RefSeq lists its product as uncharacterized. The transcript has a single exon. Bases 1 to 177 code for a protein of 58 amino acids. The record is from RefSeq and is a predicted model, not a curated record. NCBI's taxonomy places the organism in Eukaryota, Fungi, Microsporidia. Gene Ontology annotation, molecular function: RNA binding.
AUGCAUUCACCUGUUUCUGUUAAAACACACUGUGGAAGCAUCUAUGAAGGCACACUACUAGCAAUUGACCAGUACCUGAAUGUAGUCUUACAGAAUGCCACAGUUAAUGCAGAUAUUAAAAAGGGAUUUCUUUUUGUAAAGGGCUCUAAUAUUCUUCUGCUUACUCUAAUUGAGUGA